Messenger RNA from Bombina bombina (fire-bellied toad), 3215 nucleotides. It is a transcript of the gene SKIL, whose product is annotated as SKI like proto-oncogene. Gene Ontology annotation, cellular component: nucleus. NCBI's taxonomy places the organism in Eukaryota, Metazoa, Chordata, Amphibia, Anura, Bombinatoridae. The transcript is spliced from 7 exons. Gene Ontology annotation, molecular function: RNA polymerase II cis-regulatory region sequence-specific DNA binding; DNA-binding transcription factor activity, RNA polymerase II-specific; SMAD binding. The coding region runs from base 678 to 2630 and encodes 650 amino acids. The record is from RefSeq and is a predicted model, not a curated record. Gene Ontology annotation, biological process: negative regulation of BMP signaling pathway.
GCCUAUGUACCGGGUGGGGAGGGGGGAAGCUAGUGUACAUCGAGUUACAGCUGUGGGGUUGUGCGAAACCGAAGUAUGUACCGAGAGAGAGCCAUGACCUGUAUGUACUCUCAGCACCCCCUGAACUCACAAGAAUAAGCUACCCGACUGAAGAUCACGGAAAGCGGACAUACUCGUACACAGAUAUACAGAUGACUGUGAUAAUGCUGCCAGGAGCUAUGGGCACUAUUAAUUCCUGGAAAUGCUCUUAGAUCAUUUGUUAACUGGAUCAUAGAAAACCUAUUGCCGAAAGAACAGUCGCCAUUUGAUUCCUGUAAACCUGCUAAAUUCAUUAUCUCCCAAUGUUUAGAGGUGGAUGCAAUUUUAUGACAUACAUGGAGAGCAGAAUAGCCAUGCCAAGCUAACCAAAUUCUUCAGAUUAAAUCAAAAUUUAUUUAUAUUGGCACUUUUUAAAUACAUUUGUAAUAAUUCUCACCUUACAGACUUACUGUUAAAAACAGUCUUUAUUAUAUAUUUUUAUCCUUUGCAAAUUGUUUAUCGCAAGCUACAUAUGCAAAAAUGUAGCAUCUGCACCCCAUUUAAACAACAAUGCAACGGCUCCUUUUUACUUGUAUAUUAGUGUAAAGCUGGCUGCUAAAGGCUAAGCACACUUGACCCGUUAUUUGUUCUUUUUGGGUAUGAAAAAAAUAAACAUGGGGGAGGACGGGAGUCCCCCAUUAAAAAAAAUUGCCAAGGAAAUGGACAUCAGUAUUGAAGUUCCUAAUGUUGCAAACAAGGUGAUAACUAUAAAAAUGGAAAUAGAUGAUUAUAAAGACCUUUCUGUAGAAGACAGCAAAGAAAAUGUAAAAUCGAACAGUGUGACCCUUGGUGGAGCAUCUAUCCUGAAUCCUGGCCUAAAGCACACCUUGGCACAAUUUAAUCUAAGCAGUCGAAGUUCUUUAGGUGGCCCUGCUGCAUUUUCUGCUCGCUUCUCUCAAGAGAACAUGUCACCUACAGUUUUCUUGCCUCUUCCUUCUCCUCAGAUUCACCCUGGACCACUUCUCAUUCCUUCAGACAGUUCAACUGAGCUUACACAAACUGAAUUGGAAGGGGAGUCUAUUUCCUGUUUCAUGGUUGGAGGUGAAAAGAGACUCUGCCUUCCUCAAGUUUUAAACUCCGUGCUCCGGGACUUUUCGCUUCAGCAGAUAAACAUUGUCUGUGAUGAAAUGUACAUAUAUUGUUCGCGAUGUACUUCAGACCAACUGCACAUAUUAAAGGUUCUUGGAAUCCUUCCCUUUAACGCACCCUCCUGUGGGUUAAUCACACUGACUGAUGCUCAGAGACUAUGCAAUGCUCUUUUGCGACCACAUACUUUCCCACAAAAUGGUAACUUGCUACCUGCAAAAAACUCUUUGGCUCAAUUAAAGGAAACUGGUAGUGCCUUUGAAGUUGAACAUGAUUGUUUAGGAAAGUGCCAGGGUUUAUUUGCACCUCACCUUUACACCCAGCCAGACGCACCGUGCAUUCAGUGUUUGGAGUGUUACAAUAUGUUUUCGACACAGACUUUUGUCCUGCACUCUCACAGGACUCCUGACAAGAGGACGUGCCACUGGGGCUUCGAUUCUGCAAAAUGGCACUGUUAUGUUCAUCUUAGCCCAAAAUAUCUGGAAACCUCUGAUGGGAAGAAGGUGAAAGCCCUUUUAAAAGAAAUGAAGGAAAAGUUUAGGAAGCAAAGCCAACCUAAAAAGUUUCAUCCCAAAGCUGAACAUAUACAAACCUUAGAGUUACCAACAUGGUACCCAGUCAUCAAGCAAGAAGACAUUCCCUCCAAUAGAUCACAUUUACUGCACCCAAGCUAUUAUCUCUACAUGUAUGACAAAGUGGUAGCCCCCAAUGUUUCGCUUACUGCUACAGUGCCACAAGGCAAAGAAACAAAAAUUGUGAAAAGAGAUUUUGAAGGCAAGAAACUUUUGACAGUAGAGUCUGAUAAACUAUUAAAAAGUAGCAAACUUAAACAAACUACCUCAUAUCCUGAUCUCUCCAUAGAGGAGCAAGUAAGAGUAGAUAUGAAAUCAGAGACUCAAAACAUCAGUGAACCAAAAGCCAAAUUACCAGCCAGAGAGAAAAAUGAACUGACAUGCAAUAAAGACACAGUAUGUGACGGCGAUGACAAGGGUCACAUUAUGGAAGAGGUUGUAAAAACAUUCCUGAAACAGCAAGAAAAGCUGAACUACAUCCUGCAAAAGAAGCAGCAAAUUCAAAUGGAAGUUGAAAUGCUAAGCAACUCAAAAGCUAUGAAAGAGCUUACUACGGAGCAGCAGAACUUGCAGAAAGAGUUUGAGUCCUUGCAAGAAGAGCACAUGCAGAAAAUGGAAGAGCUGUAUCAUGAGCAGAGAGACCUGGAGGAAAAACUGAAGCAAGUCAAAAAACAGAAAUGCUCUUGUGACCCCAAUGCAGACAGUGACAAAGAAACCCAGUAUGCAAACCAGCUGACAGAACUACGGCAGAGACUUGAUCAGGCAGAGGCAGACCGGAGAGAGCUCCAGGAUGAACUCAGACGGGAACGAGAAGCCAGGGAAAAACUGGAGCUGAUGAUAAAAGAUCUAAAAAUUCAGAUUUUCAAUUCCUCCAAGAGUGAUAAUGGAGAAUAAGACACACUUCAAAGCCAAGUCAUGAUAAUAGAAACAGGGAUUUUAUUUUGUGAUUGGACUGACAUAGGAGCAGGUUUGCCUGCUCUGUAAUCUAAAUGUUGCUGUUACCUUUCUUUCACAAGUUAAAAGGUGGUGACAUAUUGUGCAUUUUUAAUGCCUUCAGUUGGAUAUUUAGUACAGUCCGUACCAUGCAGGCUGCUCUACUUGCUAAAGGCUUUUUUUUUUAUCUUUUUGCCUUUCAUAGCUUGUAGUAAGUUUUUAUCACAAGCCAACUACAAGUUAUACUGGGCUGCUAUAGUUUUAUUUAUUGAGGGUUUUGCAAACGUCAAUAGCAACUAAUGGGUUAUCACAUAUCUAUGUCCUUUAUAUGAGAUUUACUAUCAUUUCUGUUAUUCAGUGCUGCAUAUUAUCUGCACUUUCUUGCUUCAUUUGGCAAAUUCUAGAUAACCUCACUUUCUAGUAGACCUCCUGGAACAUAUUGCUGCUAUGAUGACUUUUAUAUAUUGGAGUUCUACAAAGUAUUAGUAAGGUUUUUUUUAUUUUUGUUUCUUUUCUUAAAUAAAUCUGUCACUGCUGGAGAACCUA